Molecule: messenger RNA, 918 nt
Organism: Malus domestica (apple)
Lineage: Eukaryota; Viridiplantae; Streptophyta; Magnoliopsida; Rosales; Rosaceae
Source: RefSeq, a predicted model, not a curated record
AUGGUUUCUGCUGGAGGAAUUAGCGUGGAUCCCCAAAAGGUGUCAGCAGUGUCUAACUGGGAACAACCGAAGAGUGUUACUGAAGCCCCUGUUCUCGCUCUUCCAGAUGACAGUGGUGAAUUUGAGGUGUAUAUUGAUGCUUCUUUAUCAGGUUUUGGUGAUUAUGACUGUUUGAUCGAGUACCAUCAUGGGCAUGCUAAUGUCGUGGCUGAUGCUCUUAGUCGGAAACACAAUGAGCAGCUUGCAUCACUUCAAACUGUACACGUUCCAUUACUAUUUUCUCUUCGGGAAAUUGGUGUUAAUUUGGAACCAGGUGAGCACGGAGCUUGGCUAGCACAUUUUCAGGUUAGACCUAUUUUUGUUAACAUGAUCAUAGAAGCUCAGGAACUUGAUCCAGAAUGCGACGAAUUUAAGGCACAAGUGUUAAAGGGGAAGAAUGAUAAAUUCAUCAUCCGUAAGGACGGAGCGUUAUUGAAAGGGAACCGUUUGUUCGUGCCUAAAGAUAAUGAAGUUGUUAAGAAGAAAAUUCUUGAUGAGGCUCAUACUUCAGCUUAUGCUAUGCAUCCAGGGAAUAGGCAGAGACCUGGGGGACUGAUGCAGAAUCUUCCGAUACCAAUUUGGAAAUGGGAGGAUAUCACUAUGGACUUUGUAUAUGGAUUGCCUAGAACACCGUCAAGGUAUGAUGGUAUUUGGGUAAUUGUUGAUCGACUUACCAAGAUCGCUCAUUUCUUACCAGUUCGACAGACCUACUCACUGGAGAAAUUGGCGAAAUUAUUUGUUGAUAAUAUUGUUCGUCUACAUGAUGUGCCCGUCUCCAUUGUGUUAGACAGAGAUCCUAGAUUUACUUCGAGGUUAUGGAAAGCCUUUAAUGCCGCUAUGGGUACUCAGUUACUGUUCAGCAUUGCUUAUCAUCCAUAA